Gracilinanus agilis (Agile Gracile Mouse Opossum) is the source of this 3149-nucleotide messenger RNA. It is a transcript of the gene GRB10, whose product is annotated as growth factor receptor bound protein 10. The transcript has 18 exons. NCBI's taxonomy places the organism in Eukaryota, Metazoa, Chordata, Mammalia, Didelphimorphia, Didelphidae. Bases 193 to 1983 code for a protein of 596 amino acids. Gene Ontology annotation, molecular function: insulin receptor binding. Gene Ontology annotation, biological process: negative regulation of Wnt signaling pathway; negative regulation of insulin receptor signaling pathway; insulin receptor signaling pathway. The record is from RefSeq and is a predicted model, not a curated record.
UGGAGUUUCCUGAGAUGGUAUUUGGGAGUGGACUCGUCCCUAAGAACAGAUGUCCCAGUGAUUGGCAGUUUUGAUUGUUCUCCAGUUUCACCCAGGCAAGUGAGGAUAGACAACCUAUUAAUCAGACUGGACAAAACCGUUACUGGUGCUGUACCACAGUAAAUGUAAUUUGAAGAAAGCAAGAAAGAACCAAUGGCUUUAGCUGGCUGUCCGGAUUCCUUUUUGCACCAUCCGUAUUACCAGGACAAGGUAGAUCAGAGUUCUACUCACAGUCAGAGUGAGCUAGUGGAACCUGGAUUCCAAGAACAACCCACCCGAGUCGCCUUAAAUCACCAAGAUGAUGACGUGGACUUGGAAGCUUUGGUAAAUGACAUGAACUCCUCGUUUGAAAGUUUGUAUUCUACAUGUAGCAUGCAGUCAGAAACUGCCCCCCUCCUUCAAAAUGGUCAACAUAACCGCAGCCAGCUGCCCACCUCAGGAACAAGUACCCUCCAGCAGCAAGUGUCCCCGAAACAGAAAGUUCAGCGUUCUCAACCCAUGCACAUUCUAGCAGUCAGACGCCUUCAGGAAGAAGACCAGCAAUUUAGAACCUCGUCUCUGCCCGCCAUACCAAAUCCAUUUCCUGACCUUUGCAGUCCCACCAAUUCUGUUCUCACCACAAGCUCUUUACCUCAGAAUCAACCAGCUAGUAAGCAGGAUGUUAAAGUCUUUAGUGAAGAUGGGACAUGCAAAGUGGUGGAGAUUCUAGCAGACAUGACAGCCAGGGACCUCUGCCAGCUGCUCGUUUACAAAAGUCAUUGUGUGGAUGACAACAGCUGGACCCUAGUGGAGCAUCACCUUCACCUAGGAUUAGAAAGGUGCUUAGAAGACCAUGAGCUGGUGGUUCAAGUGGAAAGCACAAUGGGAGGCGAAAGUAAAUUUUUAUUCAGGAAGAAUUAUGCAAAAUAUGAGUUUUUCAAAAAUCCUGUGAAUUUCUUCCCAGAACAGAUGGUGGCUUGGUGUCAGCAAUCAAAUGGCAGUAUUCCCCAAACUCAGCUUCUGCAGAAUUUUUUAAACUCCAGUAGUUGUCCUGAAAUUCAAGGUUUUUUACAUGUGAAAGAGCUAGGCAGGAAGUCCUGGAAGAAAUUAUAUGUGUAUUUGCGAAGAUCGGGACUUUAUUGCUCCACAAAAGGAACUUCAAAGGAGCCAAGACAUUUGCAAUUAUUGGCUGACCUGGAAGACAGCAAUGUCUUUUCACUGAUCACAGGCAAGAAGCAAUAUAAUGCCCCUACAGACUAUGGGUUUUGUAUCAAGCCAAACAAAGUGAGGAAUGAGACAAAAGAUCUGAGGUUACUAUGUGCUGAAGAUGAACAGAGCAGGACGUGUUGGAUGACAGCAUUUAGGCUCCUCAAGUAUGGCAUGCUCCUCUAUCAGAAUUACAGAAUUCCACAGCAGAGGAAAGCCUUACUUUCCCAUUUCUCAACUCCAGUGCGCAGUGUGUCCGAGAACUCCCUCGUAGCAAUGGACUUUUCUGGGCAGACGGGAAGAGUGAUCGAGAACCCUGCCGAAGCUCAGAGCGCAGCCUUGGAGGAGGGGCAUGCUUGGAGGAAACGAAGCACAAGGAUGAAUGUCUUAGGUAGCCAAAGUCCCCUCCACCCUUCCACAUUGAGCACAGUGAUCCAUAGGACACAAAACUGGUUUCAUGGAAGGAUCUCUCGGGAAGAAUCCCAUAGGAUUAUUAAACAGCAGGGGCUUGUGGAUGGGCUCUUCCUCCUUCGUGACAGCCAGAGUAAUCCAAAGGCAUUUGUACUCACACUGUGCCAUCAUCAGAAAAUCAAAAAUUUCCAGAUAUUACCUUGUGAGGACGAGGGACAGAUGUUCUUCAGCCUUGAUGAUGGGAAUACCAAAUUCACCGACCUGAUCCAACUUGUUGAGUUCUACCAGCUAAACAAAGGAGUUUUGCCUUGCAAACUCAAACAUCACUGUAUCAGAGUGGCCUUAUGACCUUGAAUUUGGCUCUUAGUUGAAGACUGGAUUUGCUAGAAGAAUAACUAAGAGAAAGUUAACACUGGAAUGAAUGAACAGGUCUGUAAAAUUGAUUUAAAAAUUAUAUUCUGCACCUCGGGACUCUCAAAGGGAUAGAUUCAGUGGGUACCAACAGACCAAGAUCUCCUGGUUUGACCAACACCUAAGAAUGAUCUGCUGCUGAGUAUCCCAGCAUACCUUCCUUCCCCUUGCCAAAUAAAGGAAGGCAUGUCGAAUUGUGCGCAAAUUUGAGACUAAACUGGAAUGAUCGUCUUGGCUGGGCCACGUAACAGGAACAGGUUCUGAAGAGAAAUCAUUGGAAAAGGACUCUUGCCCUGGAAUAAUCUUGACAAUUAAAACUGCCUAAGUGAACUGUUUGAGAAAGUGGCCACAAGCUUACUCUUCCAGCUCACAACUCACUUGCCAUUUCCCUUUCUGCUGGGUCACUGAGAGAAUACCACCCUAUAACAAACCAACCAACCAAUCCAGUAGAAUCAGCUGGGUUCCAGCUUAGCAAACCAAGGACUGAAGGACAUUUGACUUUUAUUUUUGUAUUUAAAUGACAUGAAUGUAAAGGGGACGCUCAGGGUUGUUUUAGAGCCUAUUAAAUUUUUUUUUUGUCUUUGCCUGUGAUUUUUAUUCUCUAAAUGAAUACUUCAUGUAGCAAUCUUGAAUAUGUCAAGAAGGAAAAUGCCAAACGGUUUUGGUGAUAAAGUUAGUAGUUAAGUUAUGUUACACUAGGUGUUAAAGUACAGAAAGCUUUUAUUUGUUGAACCUUGAAGAAACACGUGCCUCAGUUUAGAUGUUUUGUCUUAUCUUUUCUGCACUAAAUAAAUACCUGACAGUUUGACCAAUCAAUGCACCUUUCCAGUGGCAAGACUUGCUUAUCGUAAAUUAUAUUCGUCACAAUGCAAGAUAUAGUAACUGUAAAAUGGAAUAAAAGUUGAAAAGUUUUCAGGGAAUGCAAAAGGUAUUAACUUAAAGACAAAACCUUUAUUCAGUAUGCUUUGCUUCAUACUGUAAAUAGCUUUUGGGCUUGUGAACCUAAUUGUAAUCUAUCUUUCAGGUAUUUUUGUACAAAUAAGGGACUGAUAUUCUGUUUCUUGUAAUUAGAAAUAAACAUUAAUACAAUGCUAUUCAUUUUA